CACCAUCACCAUCACCAGCAGCAGCAGCAGCAGCAGAAGCAGAAACAUUACUCUGUCCCAAGCACUGGACUCAAUCAGACAACCCGCACGCAGCCUGCAAGAGACAUUGGUUUCUCCAAAGCCUGGCUCGUAUCCAAUGGCCACACCGUGCUCUUACGUCCGCUUCUCCACAGACCGGUCCCUCUGCUUAAAACCCUGGUCCCUGGCCCGCUUGACCUCUCUGGCUGCUCUGCUUCCUUUAAACCCGGGGCGAUCGUUCCCGUCUGUCCCUUCGUCCCUCUGCUGGCCUUGUCCCUCGCUUUGCCGAAGCUGUCUUGUUCCCUGCUGUGCCCUGUCGAGGCGCUGUUGUCUCCUCUCCUCUGCUCUGCUCUUCUCGCCUGCUCCCUCCUCCACUUCUAUAUCUCCUCCGUCUUCUCCUUCAUCUCCCUCCUGGCUCGUAUUACUACUGCCAGCAUCCUUAUUAUUAUGCCCUGUAUCGCCAAUACGUCAGAUUCCACGUGUGGUUUUGCGCAGAAAAAGAAACGACCCGAAGCCAACGGCGCAAAAGGGCACGGAGCAGCCCAUAUCCAGGAGUUGCUCCUGUUAACUAUAACUGCCCGGCUGCUGCAGUGCAUAAAACUACGUACUACAUCUGCCAUUCUUUUGCCUCCAUCGCAGCUUUCCCCGGACUCUGCUCUGCUGCAAUUCCGGACUGGGUGUCUAUGA
Trichophyton verrucosum HKI 0517 is the source of this 705-nucleotide messenger RNA. RefSeq lists its product as uncharacterized. NCBI's taxonomy places the organism in Eukaryota, Fungi, Ascomycota, Eurotiomycetes, Onygenales, Arthrodermataceae. The annotation marks the transcript as partial. The transcript has a single exon. The record is from RefSeq and is a predicted model, not a curated record.